AUGGACACAUUCCUCGCGAGAUUCGUCCCGCUCCCUGGAGCCGCGAAUCUCCAGUCUUGGGAACAGAUGGCCAGUGCGUCGUUCUUUGCAGGGCGUUGGGGAUGCCUGGGAUCUUUAUAUUUCGAAUCCCCUCUGCCCUGCCGCUGCCCAUGCAAAUGCCGACUGAGACCGCGGGCGCCUGCCCUGCCCGGCGCCCUGUCGGUCGAACGUGCUUGA
This is a messenger RNA of Auxenochlorella protothecoides, 216 nucleotides long. RefSeq lists its product as hypothetical. Bases 1 to 216 code for a protein of 71 amino acids. The transcript has a single exon. The record is from RefSeq and is a predicted model, not a curated record. Lineage: Eukaryota; Viridiplantae; Chlorophyta; Trebouxiophyceae; Chlorellales; Chlorellaceae.